This is a messenger RNA of Microbotryum saponariae, 2941 nucleotides long. The record is from the annotation of a GenBank genome assembly. NCBI's taxonomy places the organism in Eukaryota, Fungi, Basidiomycota, Microbotryomycetes, Microbotryales, Microbotryaceae.
AUGCUCCGACGAGCCUUUUAUACCAGCGUCUCCUCGAUAUCAUCAGUAGCCGCUUCCCAUCCUCGACCGGUGCUCCGUUCGCUCGCUCUCGCGACCAGAAUGCUCUCGACCACCACCUCCACAGCCGCUCCCAAGAUCACUCAAGACUCGUGGCGACUGCCCGAACGUACCUACGAAGAGCCCGUAUUGAAGGUGUACAAUUCGUUGACCCGCACAAAGGUGCGUUCACUUGCACUAGGAUGCAGCCUGCGCCCGGCCCGACCGCACACGUGGAGCUGACCUUGGCGAUGGCGAUGAUCAGGUCGAAUUCAUCACCAAGAAACCUGGCGUCGUCACCUGGUACAACUGCGGUCCUACGGUCUAUGAUGCGAGUCAUAUGGGACACGCGAGGUGGGUUCCUCGAGAGCUGAGAACGCCGCUACGUGGAAGGAGCUAGGCAGCUGAGAUGGAUUCUCUACGUUCGGCGUGGGCUGUGACAGGAACUACCUCGCGCAGGACAUCAUGAGGAGGAUCCUGCGCGAUUAUUUCGGCUACGAGGUCAAUUUCGUGAUGAACAUCACUGAUGUCGAUGACAAGGUCAGUCCGGCAGGUCCGGGGUAGAAGCAACCGAGCUCAGGCUAAUAAUACCUUCGGCCCCACUCCCCCUGUCUGCGCGUCUGUCUGUGCGUAGAUCAUCCUCCGAGCCCGCCAAUCCCACCUCUUGAGCCAAUACACCUCCCAACACACCUCCCUGACCUCCCAACUCGUUCAAGACAACCAAACGGCCUGGACCACCUACUUCUACAAAGCCCUUUCACCCGCACUCGACAACCCGACCCCUCCUUCCACUCCAACCUUCCAAGACGCUCAAUCCGCUUGGUCCGAAAUCGAAUCCAAGCUCGAGGAUGCCAGAUGGGUCCAAGAGCAAAAAGGCAGGGAUGAGAAGUUUGGGAUGCAUGUCGCGGCUUUGGAAACUGGGUUGAAAGGCUUGAGUCUGGCCGAGGCAGAGUUGAGGGAAGGGAAAAACGGGAAGGAAGAGGCGAGGGGGUUGAUCGAGAGUACUAAGGAUGCCUUGAGUUUGUGGUUGGAUAAACAGGUCCGUGAUUGGUUUGGAACGUCUCAUAUCGGUCGCUGCUGAACUGACAGCUUCUUGGAGUGCUCGAUUGACUUGACAGUUUGGCGAUACGGUCACUGAUCCCGCCAUCUUUCGGGACCUCGCCGCGUAUUGGGAAGAUUCUUACUUCAAAUCCAUGGCCGCAUUGCACGUCGAGCGACCAACGACCUUGACUCGCGUAUCGGAGUACAUCCCCGAAAUCGUCAGUUUCGUCGAAGGGAUCGUCGCUCGAGGGUUCGCUUACGAAGCCGGUGGUUCGGUCUGGUUCGACACGGCCAAAUUCGAAGGUGCGCCGGGCGAUGAAGAGUGGCGUCAUACCUACGCCAAAUUACAACCUUGGUCCAAGGGGAAUCGAGAACUGCUCGAAGAUGGGGAAGGUUCCCUCACGAGUGGUUUGGGCAAACGUUCCGCAUCGGAUUUCGCACUUUGGAAAGCUUCCAAACCUGGAGAACCGGCUUGGGAAUCCGGUUGGGGUCCCGGUCGACCUGGAUGGCAUAUCGAAUGCAGUGUCAUGGCUUCUGCGGUCCUAGGACAAGGUAUGGAUGUUCAUUCCGGUGGUGUCGACCUCGCUUUCCCCCACCACGAUAACGAGAUCGCCCAAUCCGAAGCCUUCCAUAACUGCCGUCAAUGGGUCAAUUACUUCCUCCAUACGGGCCAUCUCCAUAUCGCGGGGUUGAAGAUGAGCAAAAGUUUGAAGAACUUCAUCACGAUCGAUGAUGCGUUGGGGGAUACACUCAAGUAUUCGGCGAGGCAGUUGAGGUUCGCUUUCUUAUUGCAGACUUGGAAUGCCAAGUUGGAUUUCACGGAUACGGGCAUGCAGGAAGUCAAGGGGUUCGAGGUCAAAUUGAACGUGAGUAUUCUGCUGCCUUGGGAUUCAAUUUCCUCAUAUUGACCCCCGUUGUUUUGGUUCUCAGAACUUUUUCGACGCCGUCAACGCCCGUCACUCCGAAGCCAAAGCCAACUCCGUCGCCUCCGAUGGCCAACACCACUUUUCCACUCCCGAACUAACCCUCCUCAGUGAAUUAGAACAAGCCCAAAUUGACUUCCGUCACGCAAUGUGCGAUUCCUUCGAUACACCGAAAGGAAUUCAAAUCAUCCUUGAGCUGGUGUCGAAGGCGAACGUGUACCUUGCGAAACCGCGGAAGGAGGUGAACGUUUCGGUUGUGGUGUCGGUCGCGGAAUGGACAACGAGGAUGCUGAGGAUGUUUGGGUUGGGGGAGGGGAGUUCGGUGGAUCCUGUUAGUGGGGAUAGGAUCAUCGGAUGGGGUAUGGCCGUCGUGCCUGGUGAGGAGGCACAAGUUGAUGUGAGUGGGUGACGAGAGUUUCCCGCAUCGUGGGAAGACCGAAAAGCUGACUAGGGAUUCUCGCGCCCGCCUUUCAUAAUAGAAAACGACCCUUCUGAUGCCUUACCUCCGAGCCCUCUCAACCUUCCGCGAUCGGAUUCGUAAACUCGCCAUCGAAGGUGCCCCCGUCUCGGCCAUGCUCCAACUCACCGACCAAUUACGCGACACCGAUCUCGUCGAUCUGGGCGUCGCAUUGGACGACCAAGACGACGGUCAAGCCUUGAUCAAACUCGUCGAUCCUUCCACACUUCGAGAAGCGAGGGACGCGAAAUUGGCGAUUCAAGCGGAGAAGGAAGCGAAGAAAGCCGCUACUUUGGCGGCGGCGGAACGAAAGAGGAAGGAGAAGUUGGAGAAAGGCAGGCUGGAUCCGAAAGUCAUGUUCAGGACGGAGGAAUACUCCGAGUGGGAUGAACUGGGGUUGCCGGCAAAGGAUAAGGAGGGGGUCGAGUUGCCCAAGUCGAGGAGGAAGAAGUUGCAAAAGGAGUGGGAUGCGCAGAAUAAGUGA